Molecule: messenger RNA, 890 nt
Organism: Cladocopium goreaui
Lineage: Eukaryota; Dinophyceae; Suessiales; Symbiodiniaceae
Source: the annotation of a GenBank genome assembly
GAAGAGCAAGUCGAAGGUCUGGAAGAAGCGGAGAAGCUGACGGAGAAAUGGCAGGACGCUCUACCGGGAAGUUUCAUGAGUUCCGGAGCGUACAUCUUCUUCGAUCAAUAUAGGAUCAUUGUGGCGCAGAUGACCAGCAGCAUCGGUUUGUGUUUGGGUGCUGUCACGGUGAUCAGUGCGCUGAUUCUGGGGCACCCGCUCUCGGUGCUCACCGUGAUCAUCGUGCUGGGUUUGGUGUUUGUCGACCUGAUGGGCAACAUCGUUUUAUGGGACUUGGACCUGAACUCCAUCUCGAUGAUCAAUCUGGUGAUGGCUGUAGGACUGGUCGUGGACUAUAGUAUGCACAUGGCACAUAACUUCAGCCUUCAAGACAGCAUGUUGCCGCGCAAGCAGAGAGCUGAACUUGCUGUGAGGGAAAUUGGGCAGCCAAUCUUCUUGGGAGUUAGUACGACCUUCAUGGCGAUUCUGCCUUUGGCCUUUUCCUCCAGUCAAGCCUUUCGGGUCUUCUUCAAGAUGUUUUUCGGCAUCGUCGUGGCUGGAGGUGCCCAUGGCCUGAUCUUCCUCCCUGUGCUCCUUUCCCUGCUGGGUCCCUCUAUGGACGGCUCCAGCACGGAAGUCGUCAAGAUUGACAAUGCGGAGGUGCUGGAGAGCAACAGCGAGCACAGCCCCAAGGUGGCCAAGGGGACGAGUUGACAGCAGAGCAGCCAAGUCAUGGGGCACCUGAGGUGGACCUGUUUAGGAGUGGCUGGAUGGCUGGACCUCGUUUUUAUUCAUGGUUUCUUCGUGAUCACAUGGUAAAACGGUGUGGAAUGUCGCGAAAUGUCUUGAUCCCGCAAUCCAAACGGAUCAGUGGGUUUGUACAAGAUGACCGGCUAACAGUGACAGACGAU